Peromyscus californicus insignis is the source of this 1032-nucleotide messenger RNA. RefSeq names its product transmembrane protein 53 (gene Tmem53). NCBI's taxonomy places the organism in Eukaryota, Metazoa, Chordata, Mammalia, Rodentia, Cricetidae. The record is from RefSeq and is a predicted model, not a curated record. The transcript is spliced from 4 exons. The coding region runs from base 380 to 997 and encodes 205 amino acids.
UGCGGGAGUUCCGGCGGGAGGCCCGUGCUGACGGCCCGCACCUUCACCAUGGCCUCGGCCGAGCUGGAUUACAGCAUCGAGAUCCCGGAUCAGCCCUGCUGGAGCCAGAGACCCCAGAGACUGCCACCUUCUUCCGAAGUGUUCCAUUCAUUUAUUUAAAAACCGCUGACCACAUCUGGGCGGUGGUGGCUCACGUCUUUGAUCUCAGCACUCAGGAGGCAGAGAGAACCCCAGCCAAGAUGGGAAGGAGGCCAGGAAGCGACUGCCUGUGGUGAUUCUCUUGGGCUGGGGUGGCUGCAGAGACAAGAACCUGGCCAAGUACAGUGCCAUCUACCACAAAAGGGGCUGCAUUGUGAUCCGAUACACGGCCCCCUGGCACAUGGUCUUCUUCUCUGAGUCCUUGGGCAUCCCCUCACUUCGUGUGAUGGCCCAGAAGCUGCUCGAGCUCCUCUUUGACUACGAGAUUGAGCGGGAACCUCUGCUCUUCCAUGUCUUCAGCAACGCUGGGGUCAUGCUCUAUCGUUACGUGCUAGAGCUCCUACAGACCCAUCAGCGCUUCGGCCACCUGCACGUCGUGGGCACCAUCUUUGACAGUGGUCCCGGUGAUAGCAACCUGGUAGGGUCCCUGAGGGCCCUGGCAACCAUCCUGGAGCACCGGCCCGCUGUGCUGCGCCUGUUGCUCGUGGUGGCCUUUGCCCUGGUGGUAGUACUGUUCCACUUCCUGCUGGCUCCGUUCACUGCCCUCUUCCACACCCACUUCUAUGACAGGCUGCAGGACUCGGGCUCCCACUGGCCUGAGCUCUACCUCUACUCCAGAGCUGAUCGGAUGGUCUCAGCCAGGGAUGUGGAGCGCAUGGUAGAGUCACGCCUGGCUCACCAGGUCCUGGUGCGCUCGGUGGACUUUGUGUCGUCUGCACAUGUCAGCCACCUCCGUGACUAUCCCACUUACUAUACAAGUCUGUGUGUUGACUUCAUGCAUAACUGUGUCCAGGGCUGACCAGAAAUAAAAGCCGGGAACAUCCCUUCAACUUA